Coprinopsis cinerea okayama7#130 is the source of this 837-nucleotide messenger RNA. RefSeq lists its product as hypothetical. Bases 1 to 837 code for a protein of 278 amino acids. The transcript is spliced from 5 exons. The record is from RefSeq and is a predicted model, not a curated record. NCBI's taxonomy places the organism in Eukaryota, Fungi, Basidiomycota, Agaricomycetes, Agaricales, Psathyrellaceae.
AUGUCUGCGGCACCUGCGAAACCACCACUCAAGAGGCGUAGACUUGGUUCCUCGACGACGACACCGACGAUUGUGACUCCGCCUGUGGUGAAGCCCACUUUGAAGACGGGAGUGUUGGGUGUUGGGAGUGGUGGCGGUGGUGGUGGUGGUGGUGGGAUGCCGUCGUGUGUGUAUUGUCAUCGGAACUUGCUGGUUGUACCGGGUGGGCCUGUUACAUGUGCUAGCACGGCACCCUCCCAACCACCCACGCCUCACCUCACCUUCUCGCCCUCGCCUUCACCCUCGCCAGUGGCAGCAGCGGCGCCCCAGUCGCCUAUGCCGCGCCGCUCGGUACUGGGUGCUCAUACGGUUAACGUUAACGUCAACGUGAACCUGCAGAAUCAAUCGCAGCCUGUCCCGCCGCACGUUGUCUCGACGCCAUUCUCUACGUCGUCGAUCAUGCACAGUCAUGGUGAGAAUGAGAAUGCGAUGGCGGAUGUGCAGAUGGUUUCGCAGGAGGAGCAGGAGGAGCAGCAUCAGCAGCUAAACCACGUUCCCGUCCCCGUGCCGCAGCAACACGGUUUGAAGUUUGGGAGGGUGACGGGGAAGAGGAGGAAGAUGCUCGAUCUGGAUGAAGAAGCCGUUGAAAAUGGGGUUCUUUAUGGACAUGGAGGUGUGGGUCGGGGUUUUGGUGGUGCGGGAGGCGGAGGUGGAGGAGGGGGCGUUGGUCCCGGUGUGGAUGGGAGGGAAAGAGAGGGUGGAAUUGUUGUUUUGAGAAUAUUCGUUAUUGUGGUUGGGGCGAUGCUGACGACGAAUUUGAAGGAGUUCAAGGACGCCAACCGCAUUAUCACGCUUUAA